This is a messenger RNA of Impatiens glandulifera, 2037 nucleotides long. RefSeq names its product E3 ubiquitin-protein ligase ORTHRUS 2-like. The record is from RefSeq and is a predicted model, not a curated record. Gene Ontology annotation, biological process: negative regulation of gene expression via chromosomal CpG island methylation; protein ubiquitination. Bases 1 to 2037 code for a protein of 678 amino acids. Gene Ontology annotation, molecular function: ubiquitin protein ligase activity. The transcript is spliced from 9 exons. NCBI's taxonomy places the organism in Eukaryota, Viridiplantae, Streptophyta, Magnoliopsida, Ericales, Balsaminaceae.
AUGGCUUCCAUCAUCACUCAGCUUCCUUGCGACGGCGAAGGUAUCUGUAUGGUCUGCAAGACCACGCCGUCGGAGGCGGAGAUACUCACAUGCAGCACUUGCGUCACUCCUUGGCACGUGUCCUGUCUUUCAACCCUGCCGGAGAAUCUCCAGUCCACGAUUCAAUGGGAGUGUCCCGAUUGUACCGCGCCGCCGGCCGACGUCAACCCUGUCUUGAAUGCUGGCCCCUCUAAUGGACUAGUAGCUGCGACUCGAGCUAUUGAAGCCGAUUCGACCUUAUCGGAAACUGAGAAGGCGAGGAGGAGACAGCAGCUUUUGAGCGGAAAGACAGAUUUGUCAAAUGGAGAGACAGAGAAAGGGAAGGGGAGUUCUGGUCGUACUGUUGAAGAUAUUUAUGUUUGUUGCUGUUGCAUGGAUUUGAUGGAAAAACCAAUAACGAUACCAUGCACACACAGUUUCUGCUUGCCCUGUUUCAAGAAAUGGACAGGGCUGCAAGGAAAGAAAACUUGUGUAAAGUGUCGACAAAUAAUACCGAGGAGUAUGAUAUCUCAACCUCGUAUCAAUGUGUCAUUGGUGGCGGGCAUUCGAUUGAUCAAAUUGGAGCAAUCAAGUGGUUCGGCUGAGACCAAGAUUGUCCCAAAAUUUUUGCACAAUCAGGAUAGACCAGAUUCGGCCUACACAACUGAUAGAGCCAAACGGGCCGGGAAAGGAAAUGCCUCAAGCGGCAAAAUUUUGGUGACAAUUCCAUCGGACCAUUUUGGACCGAUUCUCGCCGAGCAUGAUCCCAUAUUUAAUACAGGGGUUUCGGUCGGUAGUGGUUGGGAGUUUAGGUUAGAAUGCAGGCAAUGGGGUAUUCAUUUCCCUCAUAUUGCUGGUAUAAGUGGAAAAGCCAAUUAUGGAGCACAAUCUGUGGUGCUUUCUGGGGGAUAUCUUGACGACGAGGAUCAUGGAGACUGGUUCCUUUAUACUGGAAGCGGUGGGAGGGAUCUAACUGGAAAUAAACGAACAAACAUGAUACAGUCCUCCGAUCAAACAUUCAAGAAUUCUAAUGAGGCAUUAAGGUUCAGCUGUAAAAAAGGCUAUCCUGUCCGAGUCGUUAGGUCUCAUAAAGAAAAACGUUCUUUAUUUGCUCCUCAAAUGGGACCUAAGGGACUGAGAUACGACGGGAUUUACAGGGUUGAGAAAUGCUGGCGAAAGAAGGGAACGCAGGUUUUCAAGGUCUGCCGGUACUUGUUUGUUAGAUGCGAUAACGAACCUGCACCAUGGUCAAGUGAUGGACGAGGAGAUGUGGUGAGGGCUCUCCCCGAUAUACCCGAGCUGGAAGAUGCUACUGAUGUCUUCGAGAGGAAAGAAAGCCCUAUGUGGGACUAUGAUAAUGAAGAUGGUAAAUGGAAGUGGACAAAACCUCCACCUGUUACCCAAAAGAAAUCUCCUUCUAAUGAAGGAAGUAAAGUUAAAGGUAAAGGUAAAGGUAAAAGAACUGCUGGUGGUCAGGCAAAGAAUAAGGAUAAGAAAGAGCUGUGUUGCCGUUUAUGUAAAGAGUUGAUGGUUUCUCCCGUGAUGACUCCUUGUUCUUGCACCUUCUGCAAAGGGUGUUUGGAAGAUAAGUUUUCUGGGAAGAAGUUCAUCAGAGAACGUUCAACUGCUAGUGGGCGUAGCCUUCGCACUCAGAAGACCGUAAUGAAGUGCCCCUCAUGUGGAAAUGACAUAGCUGAAUUCCUACAAAACCCAAGGGUUAAUAUGGAUCUUGAGGAGAUCAUUAAGACUCUCAAGUCAAAGGUUAAAGAUGAUAAUGUUAUUGAGGAACCUAUAGAGGCGGAAGAUGAGGAGGAGGAAGAUGAAGAGGAAGAGGAGGAGGAGGAACAAGAUGAAGAGGAAGAGGAGGAGGAAGAAGAAGAUGAAUCUGCUAUGGAGAAUGAUGUUGAGUGUGGAGAAGAUAACUCCGAAGCGCCAGCACCGAAACGGGCCAAGGUUGAAGAAGAAGAUGGAGAUGAGAAAACCAAACCCGAGGAAGAAACUAGGCAACAAAAUAUUUAG